Pseudomyrmex gracilis is the source of this 389-nucleotide messenger RNA. RefSeq lists its product as uncharacterized. The record is from RefSeq and is a predicted model, not a curated record. The transcript is spliced from 2 exons. Lineage: Eukaryota; Metazoa; Arthropoda; Insecta; Hymenoptera; Formicidae. Bases 48 to 389 code for a protein of 113 amino acids.
GCUACGGGUUGUCGAUCUUUCUCCUCUUCGCAAAGAACAGCUCAACGAUGUUUUGCUCGAUGGUUCCGAUGAAGCAACAACAACAACCUUCCAUCGAUCUUCAGCGCGAGCCUCAACACAACGGUGUGAAGAGAAAGAAAUUUGAUCAUGGACAAUGCAAUGGCAUCCAACCAACACAACCUAUGCGAAUACUGAGUCGCAAGUACAUAUUAACCAAGACGGGAUAUAAAUAUUUCGAGCUCGGCAUCGGUAUCUCAUCCAAAGAUGCUUCACCAACCGUUGAUGUGGCUCUAGGUGACAACAAUGGGAACGAGGUGCUUUUGUCGCCGGAAAUGUGGAACACGUUGUUGGAUAACGAACGAGUCAUCACGUUGUAUUUGUCUGGCUAG